CACAGCAGACUUGACCACAGGUGUGAUGUGUGGUGUAACCAAGAAGGGCUGAGUGUUAUCAGCAGCAGCGGUCACCAACAUCGGAUUGAAGUGGAGUGACCUGGAUGUGAAACUGGAAUAAUAAAGGCCGUAUCUCUCUUUAUUUUGAGCCUUGCCAUAUAAACAGGGGAUGGUCGCAGCGGCAGCAGCGGGGUAGCUAGCCAACUUUAUCAGCUGGCAAUUUCGCUCAUAUUUUCUCUCGUCGAGGAAAUUUACCAUUGUGUUGUGUGGGGAAAAUGUGCAGGUGUGCAUUGUUAGCUGUGUGAAGUAUUUUUUUCCUGCAUGGUGCAUAAUGAAGCACAGGUGCCGACAGGAGCAGGAAACAAUGUUGUUAUUAGCCAGCUAGCUAACGUUAGCCCCGUUAGCUGUUACCAGAUCAAAUUAGUGGGCUGAGUUAGCCAGACUAACUCAGCCCACUAAUUUAAAUAGACACACACAACAUACUAGUUUGUUGACUGUCUAACGUUAGCUUUUUUGGAUAUAUUUGCUUACUGACAAGUUUUGCCGGUGAAACAUUUUCCGUUUUCUACUGUGUUAAGUGAGCUAGCUGCCCAGCCAGCUGUGCCGAUCAGCACUGAAGCUGCGGUUGCUGUGGUGUCUCUGUCAUCUGUUGUCUUAUUGCAAACAUACUGUAGCUUUACUGUCGCUUUAACUGUCAAGCGGACGACAACCAUGGCUCAAGAAGCGUUUCCUCUGCAUGCUCUGGUCUGGAACAAUCAGUAUCUGGAGCUAGACAGAGAGCUGCAGAAGAAAGAGCAGGAUGUGGAGCGCCUGGAUCCGAGAGGGCGCAGUCCACUGGAGCUAGCUGUGUGUCUGGGCCACCUAGAGUCAACCCGAGUGCUGCUCAGACACUCUUCAGACCCGACACAUUGCAACGCACAGGGCUGGACCAUUUUGCAGGAGGCAGUGAGCACUGGGGACCCUGAGCUUGUUCAGCUGGUGCUUCAGUACAGAGAUUUCAAGCGUGCCACUGAGAGACUGGCAGGCAUCCCAGAACUGCUCAGCAAACUAAGACAGGCGCGGGACUUCUACGUGGAAAUGAAGUGGGAGUUCACUAGUUGGGUUCCCUUGGUGUCUAAAGUAUGUCCCAGUGACGUCUACCGGGUGUGGAAGAGUGGCUCGUGUCUACGUGUGGACACUACCCUCCUGGGCUUCGAACACAUGACCUGGCUGAAAGGACGACGCAGCUAUAUCUUCAAAGGCGGGGAUGAUGGAGCUGUGGUGAUGGAAGUGGACCAUGAGAAGCAGGUGGUGUACACAGAGCCUCUUGUGUUGUCCCCUCGUGACGCGCCCUCCCUGCUGGCAGCCAUGCAGCCGUCACAGGAGAACACGGCCCAGAGAAUCACAUCACCCAUCGUCUCCACACAUCUCAACACACGCAACAUUGCCUUCGAACGGAAUAAGUCGGGAAUCUGGGGAUGGCGCUCUGAGAAGAGUGAGGUGGUCAGUGGAUAUGAAGCCAAGGUUUACAGUGCUACCAAUGUGGAGCUGGUGACUCGGUCAAGGACAGAGCAUCUAUCAGACCAGGACAAGUCAAGGAGCAAAGGCUCAAAGACUCCUCUGCAGUCCUUCCUGGGAAUUGCUGAGCAGCAUACAGCUCACAAUGGGAGUAAUGUGUCCCAGUGUGCCAGCCCUCACAACCCCACAGCCAUCACAGCGGAGGAAUACUUCAACCCAGAGUUUAACCUGAACGGCCGGGACAUCGGACGUCCUGUCGAGCUGACCAGCAAAGUCCAGAGGUUUAAAGCGACCCUGUGGUUGAGUGAAUCUCACCCUCUGUCCCUGGCCGAGCAGGUGACGCCCAUCAUCGACCUCAUGGCCAUCUCCAAUGCCCAUUUUGCAAAACUGCGUGAUUUCAUUACUUUGCGCUUGCCACCAGGCUUCCCGGUCAAGAUAGAGAUUCCUUUGUUUCACGUGUUGAACGCCAGAGUGACCUUCAGUAACCUCUGCGGCUGUGACGAGCCGGUUAGCUCGGUGACGGUUCACAAUCCGGAGGGCUCUGAAGAAACCGGUCAGUGUCCCUCCGCUCCCUUCCACUGUGAGGUGGACCCCUCGGUGUUUGAGCCCCCGCCAGACUACACUACUCUUGGUCCGGGCCGCAGUGAACCAAUGAGGGACGAGGAUGACAACUUGUUGCAGUUCGCCAUCCAGCAGAGCCUUCUGGACGCUGGCACAGAGAGUGACCAGGUGACCAUCUGGGAGGCUCUGACCAACAGCCGUCCGGUGCCCCAGUCUCCACUGUAUGAGGAAGACUCUCAGCUGGAGAGGGCAAUCCAGGAGUCCCUGUCCAUCUCACUGGCCAGCAGAGAGGGAGACGACAUGUCCGACCCCAUUCAGCCCUCCUCUGUCUCCCCGUUGGACCCUGGUGCCAAUUCCCCGCUCUCUUACAACACAGCCACGGAUCCACGGUUAUCGGGGCAAUUCGGUGUGGCAAGCAACUUCGACGAGCAGUUGCGUAUGGCCAUGGAGAUGUCAUGCCGGGAACAGGAGGAGAUAGACAGGAAGCAUAAGGAGGAAGAGGAUGAGCUGGAGAGGAUCCUGCAGCUGUCACUCACCGAGAAGUAAUGUCACGUCAACGGCGACGGAGGAGGGUCUUCAAUGGGCAACAAUCCUCUUAAUUUAUUCAGUUUUUAUUUUUUAAAUCCAGAGAUAUUAAGUUAUUACAGAUGUUUUAUUUAUCUCUUUCUCAUAUGAAGGCUGCUACAAGAGAGUGUAUAGGACCAAAAGAAACAAUGUGAGUGUGAGUGAAACAGGUGGGAGGGGUAAGGAAAGGGGGGAACAGGUACUCUGAAACACACUACAGUGAAGGAGGAGACAAAAGGGAGAGUCUUUGUUUUUCAUUUUUUAUUGAAUAUUUUUCACAGUCUUGCUGUCUUUAUUGAGUGAUGAAUGAUCCUUAAACUUUAAACCUAUUAUAUGAUACUGAUGAAAAAUUAAAAAAUACAAUCUUAAUGGAAUAACUUACAGAAAUAUGAUUAUAACAUUUGAAACAUUUAUGUUGGCUUACUCCUAUGUGUGGAAAAAUAAAGAAUAAUGAUCCUC
This is a messenger RNA of Scomber scombrus (Atlantic mackerel), 3081 nucleotides long. It is a transcript of the gene ankrd13d, whose product is annotated as ankyrin repeat domain 13 family, member D. The transcript has 16 exons. Lineage: Eukaryota; Metazoa; Chordata; Actinopteri; Scombriformes; Scombridae. Gene Ontology annotation, molecular function: protein binding. The coding region runs from base 712 to 2604 and encodes 630 amino acids. The record is from RefSeq and is a predicted model, not a curated record. Gene Ontology annotation, cellular component: cytoplasm.